This is a messenger RNA of Blepharisma stoltei, 3050 nucleotides long. NCBI's taxonomy places the organism in Eukaryota, Ciliophora, Heterotrichea, Heterotrichida, Blepharismidae. The record is from the annotation of a GenBank genome assembly.
AUGUUUCAACCUAUAGACAACUUUGAAGAAAAUAAUGAAGAGCAAGAGCCAAAUUUUGAACAAGACGAAACACAUAAACCUCUCCUACUUAUCCGUUCCUCUCUAAAUGCAGAACCAAAUAUUUCUUAUGCUUCAGAGCUCGAAAUCGAUGGGGAAAACGAAGGGGUGAAACUUCCUUCAGAGUUUCUUGAUAAAGAACAAAAAGAAAUAUAUCUUGAGAACAAGCGUCUAGAUGGCCUAAAUAAAUUAACAAGUGAGCAUCAAGACUUCCAAUUAGACAUCCUAAAUAAAGAGCAAAAAUCCAGAAACAAAUUAAAGGCCCAAUAUAACAAGCAAAUCGGAAAAAUCAAAUAUUUAGAAGACCAUUCCGCCCACAAGCAUCAGCAACGACAGGUGCUUGUGUCUAAAGCUUUCAGGAAGCAAGAAAUGAAACUGAAAUAUGCAACUAAACUUGUCGAUAUAUUACUUAUACAAAUACAAUUAAAUAUGGAAUGUAUGAGUUAGGGGUUCUGUCCCCUAUACUUGUCCUAGUGAGGGAAGUUCAUUCUUUCUGAAGGAAAUUAGCGUUGGGACUGCUCCGGCAGCCCCAAGUGUACUUGAAUCACAUUCAAGAAACGAAGAGAGACUCGUCCGGGCCAUAGGCAACUGUAACGGUUCGACGGUUAGGCCGAUUCCACCUACCGUUGUUCAGAGCUGUUAGCUAGUGGAUGGAAUUCAUGGAGGAAGAGCUUGUAUUGUUAGAUCCUAAGCUAAGUGGGGGUCGACAAAGAGUUAUCGUAAUCUUAAAUCUUAAACUUAUACAAAAGUUCACUGCAAUUUCCGAAGGACUACCUCUACCAGUAGCGCCCUUUGGCAUAUUGUCAGUUCGCACACAACCUUACAAAGGACGAUCCUGCCUGACAAGGGCCUGCAAUUGCCUACAGGUAGUUUGAUGAGUUGUGUCUCCGUGCCGGUGCCAACAAGGUUGACCGCCAUUGAAAUUCAAAAUGGUAUAAUUUCUCGUCAACUCAGGCUAAAAAUGGAAAUCUGAAUAAAAGGCGUAAAUUCUUGUUUUAGGCUGGAAAACGUCCCGAUUAAUCAGAAAAUAACUGUUGAGACUGCUAGAAAUCCCUUUCCAGCUCUCAGCUUCAUUACCUCUGUGACAAAAAUUUUAUUUGGAGUAUGUAUGCAGUCGGCUAACCCUGCAUUAACUUCACUAAAUUAAGUAAAGGCUAGCCUAUAGGCAUUACUAAAUCCCAUCCUCUCUUGCUCGAAGUCCCUGCACCCACUGUGGGGCGUUAGCUCAGGAGUUAGAGGGUGGGUUGGCAUUUCAAUAUAUGAAACUGAAAUAUGCAAUUAAGAAGAAAAAAGGCGACCUUAGGGUGACUAUUGAUGACUCUGUGGAAGGCCUAAUGUACGGAGGCGGCCAAAGACUUUACCAAGUUUCUUGGAAAGGCCGCCCACAGCCUGUAGAAGUAAGGAUUGAUGAGUGCCGAGAUAUCAAAGAUAAAUUGAUAAGGGGUGAUUAUUGGCUGAAAGUUGUGAUAAAAGAUAGAAUUGGAGGAGCUAUUUUGAGCUUCAAUAAGUGCAUUCAGGAAUGGAGAAAUAUGACUGAUCCUCUUUUCCAUGAUGGGAAACAUGCUUCUAAGUCCAUGAAAUUCCUGACUACUUUACUUGUGUUGGCGCCUUCAGAGAUUGCGAUAACACCUACUAUGGUUUAUUGCUUUCAACUGUUGGAUUCUUUGGGAGCUGUGGUAGGAGAAGGGUAUUUUCCUCUAAUAAAUAACUGUUUUGAGCUUGUUGAAGGAAAAUUCAAAGUCCCCAUAUUAAGAAAUUCUAUUAGGUCUUCUAUUGACAAAUUUUCAGAUCUUGAAGCCUUAUACCGCCGCAACAUAGAUGAAUGGCUUUGCAAUUUAUAUUUCCAGACACACAAACAAAUCCCUUUACUUAAAGGCGAAAAGCAAGUCAUCGUUCACCUAAUGACCACCCAAGAUCUCCAAGAAGAAUACGAAUACGACGGGGCAAUUCUAAAAGAAUACGAAGAAUUAUUAACGCCAGAACAAUUUGAAGAGCACAAAUUUUCUGUAGUAAAAACCGGAUUUUUGACAACUCCAAGGAAUAAGCUUUCUUAUUUGAUGGCAGAAAUUAUGAUAGAGCUUGGGUUUAAAACUUUUAAACAUUUACAAAUUUAUGUUACCUUUUUGCUUUUGAUAGCUUGUAUAUGAUCUAGUCGAUAUAUACACUAUGGAGGAGAAUGGCUCUAUUUAAAAGCAAUUAGAUAUCCAGUCACUGUAUUUAAAGCCUUAGCGUUCACCUUAGACAUGGAAUAUCCAAAUCAGCUUACACUGUCUCAAGAAAUUGGAGCAAUUUUGACUGGCCAAGCCUUCUGCAUUCUUUGGUUUAUAUUUUUUUCACUAGUUGCUUUUGGAACUUUACUAGUGGUUGGUAGAUUUCCAGCUAUAGGAUUUAGAAUAAUCCAAUGCUGGGGAAUAAUUACUGUAAUUGAUCCCAUAAUCACCCUCAUAGAGUGCAUAAUUCGUGGGUUUGUCUAUGAUUUUUGGGAUGGCGAUUCCUUCAGACUUUACAAUUACUUUGAAACUUGGGAAGGAAACGGCGUUAUCGGUAUUAUGAUGACCCUGUUCUUAUAUGCUGGGAUGAUGGGGAUUGCCAGUUUUUGUUUUUAUAAUUACUUCUUAUACGUCCAUAUGAAUGGGCGCUUACUAGACAUUUACAUGAGAAUUAAUGGGCCAGAAGAAAGUUUUUUUAUUCCACAUGAUGGAGAAAUCAGUAAAAGGUACCUGGACUGGAUCUGCUAUAAAGCUAGGAACUAUAGAAGCAUCAAUGGGGAUUCGAGGAAGAUCGCAAUAAGCACAUUUGACUUUACAGACUCAUAUGAUAGCAAAUAUAAUAUGCAUGCUCAGCAUGUCUCAGUUUAUAAUGUCGCUAAUGAUAGAUCAAGAACUCUGUAUAGGCAUUUUGUGGUUCUUCCUGAUGGAGCGAUAUGUGAGCUAUCUCAGAUUGAAAAAAGGCAAAAUAAUAAAAAGUUCAGUGAUGUGCUUAAAGGAUAUUAA